CAAACACGGGCUUAAAUAUGACUUGGUGAUCACCAAAGCGUGCCAGUUUUCAAUUAGUCCCACCCUUACGGUCUGUGCAUUGCGUUUGAAUUGGGCUCAUUUUGCACAUGUUAUGUGAAUAUUUCAAGAAGUGGGUCGUCUUGCUUAGUAACUGUACGUAGUCACGAGAACAUUUCGCAGUAAAGAGUGUGCCAGCAAGGGUUGUGGAUAAAAUGGUGGCGUGGAAGUUUGUACUGCAGACUUGAAUGGAUGCUGCUUGCGGAACUGGUGUCGUGUGUACGGGGGGAAGUUCUGCUUUGUGACGGUUCUACUCGGAACUGCGUCCGAUGACGUCGCGGAUGCGGCGAAGGUUGUCCUAGAACAAUACUAGAAGGGGAUAAGAAUGCAGGAUUCGUUUUCCCGACGUUUACAGCUGGAUCCGUCGUAUAAAGGAUCUUUGUGUGAAGGGAAAUACGUGCGGAGUACAUGUCCUGUUGGUUUUUUCCCUGUAUAGCGCCGUGCUCUGUCUCUUUGUGCCGUAACCAAGGACGUGCAAGCGCCGCUCUUGUGCUCAAGAGAAGCUGCGUGCCUUGCCCUGUGGGGAAAGGACCGCACUAAUUGCGGGGACAACACGAUACUAGGAUCCUCUACCGUGUACUAUACAAUCGGGCCAAUCUCUCCAGCUGAAAUCUGACCCGACCGUGUCACCCUCCCACUAGUGCUGUAACAGGGAUCGUCUGUGCGGACUGCUCGCACGCAAUGUUCUCUCAAGACGCAGCGUCUUAAAGGAGGACCUCAGACGUCUUACAAGAAAAUGCCGAAGUGGGCCAGGACCUUGCGAUUCGACAAAACAGCGCGGAACUGCAGAAUCGGUGAAACGUUGGAUAUCUCUGUUGGAUGGUGUGUGCUCCUACAUACACGUACUACUACACGUCAGUAGCCAGGUGUGUGAGCGAAGCUGAUGGAGUCCUGAGUGAAGAUUAGGUGGUGCCUAGUGCCGAGACCUGGUGAUAGGGUGUGGUAGUGUUCUGGGUAGAAGCAGCACCACUGUACACGUUCAAGAGACCCCGCCGUCACAAAACAUCAUUCAUCGGUUCACCCUGAAGACGCUCCUCGUUUAAAGAUGGAACUGACUGAACUCCUGGGCCUGGUCACGUGUCUCUCCGUCGCGUCGCUUUCAUCCAACGGCCCGCAAAGCAUUGUGGUCUCCGGACACCGGAUCCUUGACGUCAUACAUCCGGAACGCAGAGACAUCCCUUCAUCGUUACUGCGGCAGAGACGAAGCGAUCUAAACACAAACGAGACGACAGUUCCGCCAACUGAGCUGCCGACCGACAAUUUCAGGAGUUCCACGUCAGAGGACAUUCUUAACACCACAGCGAGCGCGCCGUCCUCCACAGCUGCGAAUCAGACAUUCGCGGUAACACCGUUGUCAUUCGCCACAACGUCAACUCCUACGCCAAACGUGAGCAGCGCAUCGACCAAUGUCAGCACUCCGCCUGGGAGGGCAACACGCUUCGCAACAACAACUCCAAAUAUCACCACCAGCAACAACAACAGCAACUCCACUUCUUCCUCGACUGUCAGGGCAAGCACGGGGACAGGAUCGUAUGCCUCAAUCACACACCCAAAAUCCGCCACAUCUCAGAGAUCAACGUCGGCGUCUAAAGCAAUGCUCAGCACGAUCUCUACCUCUACUACAGCUAAACCCUCUACGGUAGAGGAAACAUCGACGGGGCUCUCCGGUUCCACGUCCUCUCCGAGACUGAUGACUGCUGAGCAGUCCACGAAGCUGCUAAGUAUGGCCAGGCCCACGAAUGUUUCGCCGACGAAUGUGGUGCCAACGACGCCGGCCAUAGACAACCAGACAACGUUACCUCCAGCGAAUGCCACAACUUGGGCGUGGUACGAUGAUGAACAGGGUCUGUCGGACUUCCAGAAGACUGUGAUGAUUGUCUCCUUCUCCAUCAUCGGUGUGCUCUUCUUAGCCGGCUUCAUCGUCAGGAUAUGGAACCGCUGGAACAAGGCUCAGUUGGAGAGACGGGAGAACGAGCGGGAGUGGAGGCGUAAGUCCCACAAGAACGCGCAGUUCGAGCGGCGAGCGUCCGGCGCCUCACGGACAUCCUCUGUCAACUCUAGGCAGGGGGUACGUGGCGACAAGCCUGUGACAGUUGACACGGUCGCCUUGGAAACCACUAAGAUCCCGGAUGUGGAGGACAGCCGUCCUUACACCGUCGUCCCUCAGCUUCACAUACCUGAUCAGUGCGUCACUGACGUCAGCGAGCCAGCCUCGGAGCGUGCGCAGACGCGACCCGACGAGUCCGCCUACUACGCGAAACCACGCGAGGACACACAGGAGGAACCCGCGGAAAGUUCCGAAACUGAGAGCAUGGCGGACGCCAAGAGAAGGGUAGACUCUCUUAGAGACGACACAUCUCCGUUGUUAAGGAGAGACUCCAAUCAGGUAUCAGCUGCUAAUAACGACAGCAAAGACGCGACGUUGGUUUCCAAGGACAACAUAAACAUUAACGCAGCGCAAAGUAGAGAAAAUAGGUCGAAACUGGAAGACAAAACAAAAAAGAAGGGUGUAGGAAAUUUGGUAGACAGUAAAAUAGAUGAAGCUCCGAAAAGAGAGCGUAUACCAAGUAGCAGUGACGUGAAAGUGAGAUCUUUGCAUUUUCCAGCAAAGUCGCCAGGAGGCGGACGGGACCCCAAAAUGUCCAUACCCGAAGGACCAAAAUGGUUGUAUCACCACGGCUCCCUUCCAUUGGACAUGAAAAAAUUGCCGCCGGAAUUUUUCGAGGAGCUCGGCAUUUCCCCUCAGGCACUGUUCGAGCCUGUAGAAAGACUCAACCUACAGGAGAUCUGGAAGCCGAUGGGAAGGACUCCAGCGCCCCCUAUCGAGGGGCAUGGGAGUUUCAGGCGCUCCCUGGCGGAAAACCUGCCUCCCGAGCACGAAGAUAGGGAAGUGUUGAAGGACACCUACGAGGAUGAAACUGGGAUGAUGAGCACAGAAUUAUAGUUCAAAAUCACUAGCGAGGUAUCGUUGGUAGUUUUCG
This is a messenger RNA of Branchiostoma belcheri (Belcher's lancelet), 3038 nucleotides long. Its product is annotated as serine-rich adhesin for platelets-like. The coding region runs from base 1103 to 3001 and encodes 632 amino acids. Lineage: Eukaryota; Metazoa; Chordata; Leptocardii; Amphioxiformes; Branchiostomatidae. The record is from RefSeq and is a predicted model, not a curated record. The transcript has 7 exons.